This is a messenger RNA of Annulohypoxylon truncatum, 1944 nucleotides long. Its product is annotated as DUF298-domain-containing protein. Gene Ontology annotation, biological process: positive regulation of ubiquitin-protein transferase activity; protein neddylation. The record is from RefSeq and is a predicted model, not a curated record. Gene Ontology annotation, molecular function: ubiquitin-like protein binding; cullin family protein binding; ubiquitin conjugating enzyme binding. Gene Ontology annotation, cellular component: ubiquitin ligase complex. Bases 598 to 1410 code for a protein of 270 amino acids. The transcript is spliced from 5 exons. NCBI's taxonomy places the organism in Eukaryota, Fungi, Ascomycota, Sordariomycetes, Xylariales, Hypoxylaceae.
CUUCCACCUUCCACCUUCCAUCUCAAACAAACGAGUUGGUACGUAACAGGAAGCGACCCCACUACGACUUGCACGACGAAGACCGACUCCAAUUCCAGCAACCUCGUGGGAAUUUCUACUUCUUUCAACUCUUGCUUACACUGCAUUCACUUUACUCGAGUCUAUCUUAUGCGGCCAAAAUAAAGCAAACAACCGACUACUUAGAAAGCGAAGACAAUUCUCACAUAUUGCUCCCCUUCGUCAAGGUACCCACCACCUUAUUUCCGAACGACAACAAUUCGAUAGCCCCUCACUGCGUCACGACCCCUCCUUCAUAUUCGAGCAUAUUCGAACCGCCGAAGCCAUUUCGUUACGAGGCACGAAGCACGAAGCACAAGGCAAGAGAACGGAAAGAAAUCGUACCGAUCGCAUGUCUACGCAAGACGAACCACCGACCGGUUUCUAGAACUGAGAUCAGCUUCCGGGAAAGCCAAGUCCGAGUCUUAAGAGUCUUGAUGGUAUUAGGACCUUAGGACCGGCCGACGACGUUAUCCCCUCACCGUCCUUGAUUUAAAAAAAUUAAGGUCACGAAUUAGCUCGGUGUUACAAGGCGUCACGAUGCCCCCGCUAUCUACCGCCCAGAAAGCGGCAGUGGCUAGCUUCGUGUCCAUAACGGGAGCUGCGGAUAAAGUUGCUAUGAGGUAUCUCAAGAAUUCGUCAUACAAACUGAACGAAGCCGUCGAUGCGUACUUUCAAUCCAACGCUGCUGGUACUUCAGCUGCGAAUAAAGAAGCACAAUUAGGGAAGCUAUUCGAUAGCCUCAGAAACGAUGCGGAAGAUCAGAAAGAUGUGUUGGGCGCAGAUUCAUCUAUGCAAUAUUUGAAUUCGAUCGGUGUUGAUCUUGAGGGCGCUUCGCUAUUUCUAGCCAUGGAACUAGUGCAAGCCCCUACCAUAGGAGAGAUCACACGAGAUGGUUUCAUCAAGGGGUGGAGUGCUCAGGGGAUGGUUGAUACAAAGCUGGAGGCGCAGAAGCAGUACUUCAAGCGUUUAGUAAGCUCUCUAUCAACCGACCGCGACCUCUUCCGAAAAGUCUAUCGAUACGCAUUUGUCGUCGGCAAAGAAGGCGAUCAACGUGCGCUUUCCCUGGACAACUCUAUCGUAUACUGGGAAAUGCUAUUCAAGAAACCGGGCCAGGUCUGGGUCGGAAGCAUUGCGGGCGUCGACUGGUUGGGUGAGUGGAUCGCGUUCUUGCGCGAGAAAUGGACACGUUCCGUUAGUCGCGACAUGUGGAACCAGACGUUCGAGUUCGCGAUGAAGAGCAUCCAAGACGAGACGCUAAGCUUCUGGAGCGAGGACGGUGCGUGGCCCGGAGUCAUCGACCAGUUCGUCGCAUGGUACCGACAAAAGUCGGAAAUGGACGUCGAUGCUUAGCAGGCCGCGCUUACGCUGCUAUUAUUAUCUAGGUCGGCCGUGGUUCAUCCGCAGAAUAUGCCUUAGAGAUAGGGGCAAGUCAGAUGGGGGAUGAGCACGUGAGUAUUGCCUGCUUGAACGGAUAGUCCAGGAAGCACUGUUCGGCGCAACGCAGAGGUGGGCAGAUGGCAAUGCGCAUGGGAUUAGGAGUUGUGCUAUCGUUAUGACGAGAUCAUUAGCAGACGCACUCGCGUCUACACGGAAUGACGACGCGGAAAAGAGCUACGUAGCUACGCGAACGAGAGAUUUAUUCUUAAGCGAUUCCAGAUGAUAUCUAGACGUGCAUGUGUAGACUCCUUGCCAUUGGCAUAGAUUUGACAGGUGAGUGCCUCGGUAGGGGUUAAAGGGGUAAGCUAGAACUUGGACUUAGAGGAGUUUCUGUACAUUACAGAAAUGAAGUAUUAAGUUUGUACGUCGAUGUUUUUUUUUGUUUUUUUUAUGUUCUCUGCGUAUGUACGUCCUCCUAUGGCGUCGUAAAUGUACAGCAGAUCAGCA